This is a messenger RNA of Colletotrichum higginsianum IMI 349063, 789 nucleotides long. Its product is annotated as Nucleoside diphosphate kinase. Gene Ontology annotation, biological process: CTP biosynthetic process; GTP biosynthetic process; UTP biosynthetic process. Gene Ontology annotation, molecular function: nucleoside diphosphate kinase activity. The record is from RefSeq and is a predicted model, not a curated record. NCBI's taxonomy places the organism in Eukaryota, Fungi, Ascomycota, Sordariomycetes, Glomerellales, Glomerellaceae. The transcript has 7 exons. The coding region runs from base 1 to 789 and encodes 262 amino acids.
AUGGCUGGAGGCGGACCCCACCACGACGGCGGCGACCCCGCCUCAAAGCACAAAAAGCAGCAGGAGAAUAAUAAGAAUAAUGCAGACGCAAGCUUCCCCGAGUACGCCCGCCGCACCGCCGAAAAGCUGCCCCCGCCCACCUUCAUAAUUCUCGCGCUUCUUUUCGGCUUGUACAUAAUUUUUUCCUCGAGCCAACAAAACCAGCGGUCAGCAGCAGACCUUUCUUCUUCUCCCGUCGUCCCCUCCGUUGUCACCACCACAAUCUACCACGAACAACAACAACACACUCCUCCUCCUCAACACCUUGUCGUUGAUCCCUCGCCCAAAAUGUCUACCGAGCAGACCUUCAUUGCCAUCAAGCCUGACGGCGUUCAGCGCGGCCUGAUCGGCCCCAUCGUCUCUCGCUUCGAGAGCCGUGGCUUCAAGCUCGUCGCCAUCAAGCUUGUCACCCCCGGCAAGGACCACCUCGAGGCUCACUACGCUGACCUCAAGGACAAGCCCUUCUUCGGUGGCCUCAUCCAGUACAUGCUUUCUGGCCCCAUCUGCGCCAUGGUCUGGGAGGGCCGUGACGCCGUCAAGACUGGCCGCACCAUCCUCGGUGCCACCAACCCCCUUGCCUCUGCCCCCGGCACCAUCCGUGGCGACUACGCCAUCGAUGUCGGCCGCAACGUCUGCCACGGCUCCGACUCCGUCGAGAACGCCAAGAAGGAGAUUGCUCUCUGGUUCAAGGACGGUGAGGCUGUUCAGUACAAGUCUUCCCAGUUCGACUGGAUCUACGAGAAGCCUUAA